This is a messenger RNA of Nicotiana attenuata, 2439 nucleotides long. Its product is annotated as pentatricopeptide repeat-containing protein At5g42450, mitochondrial-like. Gene Ontology annotation, biological process: RNA modification. Lineage: Eukaryota; Viridiplantae; Streptophyta; Magnoliopsida; Solanales; Solanaceae. The record is from RefSeq and is a predicted model, not a curated record. Gene Ontology annotation, molecular function: RNA binding; protein binding.
UAUAGUGUGUACGGGAUAGAGAGAACUUACCACAUCGCUCUUUGCGACUCCAACUCACAAUCUCUUGCAAGUAGAAGUAGAGGUUACUUGCAACCCUUCUUGUCUAUCAUCCGAAGCUUGCUUCUUCCUAAAACCCAUAACAUUAACCAAAUCAUAUGCGCUUCAAUCCUCAAAUAAUUCGAACUGGUUAAAUGAAUCAUCUGUACUUGCUCCGUUCUACCCGGUUAACUUUUCAGUAUCUGCCAGUCUAUAUAAGAGUCCAAAGCUCACCCUGUAGACACCUUCGCCAAACCACAGAAGCUCGUGGACAUUUGCACAACCCUGGAGUUUCAACCAUUGAGCCCGAAUUCCUCCCUUCUCAAUCUGAUACAGAUGCAGAUUCAUUGUUCGAUGAAUUGCCUAAAUGUGAUGUAGUAUCUGCUACAGCUUUGGUUAGCCAAUUUGCUAGACUAAAUCAACACAAGAAAGCAAUAACUAUCUUCUCAAGAAUGUUUGAGUUGAAUUUUAGACCCAAUGAGUUCACUUUAGGCACUGUAAUUCACUCUUCUGUUGUUCUUAAAGACAUUAAUUUAGGAAAGCAACUUCAUGCCAUUUCAAUAAAACUUGGCCUUCACUCAAAUGUUUACGUGGGUAGUGCACUUUUGGAUCUCUAUGUAAAGCUAAGCAGCAUUGAGGAAGCUCAGCUUGUUUUUCAUGAUACCCACAAACCAAAUGUGGUUUCUUACACCACUUUAAUAUGUGGGUAUAUCAAAAAAGAGAAGUUUGAUGAAGCUAUGGAAAUCUUUAGGAUAAUCCCUGAGAGAAAUGUUGUUUCUUGGAAUGCUAUGAUUAGUGGGUAUAGCCAGAAAGGACGUAACGAAGAAGCGGUUAAUAUUUUCGUUGAGAUGUUGAGACAAGGUGUUGUACCUGAUCAAUCGACAUUCCCUUCUUUAUUCAGUGCAGCUGCCAAUAUUGCAGCAUUGGGAAGGGGAAAGAGUUUUCAUGCUUGUGCGGUUAAGUUCUUGGGUGGACUUGGUUUGUUUAUAGGCAAUUCUCUUGUUAGCUUUUAUGCAAAAUGUGGGAUCUUAGAGGAUAGUUUCCAGGUUUUUUAUAGACUUCCUGAAAGAAAUGUUGUAACUUGGAAUGCUCUGAUAUGCGCUCAUGCUCAAAAUGGGGAGGGAGUAGCAAUUGACUUGUCUCAGAGAAUGAAAGACAUGGGAAUUAAGCCAAAUAGUGUCACUCUUCUUGGUUUGUUAUUGGCAUGUAGUCAUGUUUGUCUUGUUGAUGAAGCUUAUUCAUAUUUCGAGCAGGCAAGAAUUCAGGAUGCUAGUUUGCUGAAAUCUGAGCACUAUGCAUGUAUGGUUGAUCUAUUAUCGCGUUCAGGGAGGUUUCAACAAGCUGAGAAAUUUAUUCAUGACUUGCACUUUGAUCCAGGUAUAGGCUUUUGGAAGGCUUUGUUAGGUGGCUGCCAGAUUCACUCGAAUACAAAGCUAGGAGAAUAUGCUGCCCAAAAGGUAUUGGCUUUAGAGCCUGGAGAUGUGUCAUCAUAUGUGAUGCUUUCAAAUGCACAUUCUGCUGCUGGAAGAUGGCAGAGCGUGUCAAUCGUAAGGAAGGAAAUGAGGAUAAAAGGACUGAAGACGGUCCCUGGAUGUAGUUGGAUUGAAAUUAAAUGCAAAAUUCAUGUAUUUGUUACUGGAGAAAAGAGACAUGCCCACAAGCCAGAGAUUUAUGAACUACUGGAUUACUUUCUUAAGCAUGGAAUGAAGAGCCAAGAAGCUGAUUUUCUUUAAGAAUCUUGAUACACAGCUCCACAGGUAUCAGUGAACUGUAAAGAUACUAAGAAGACGGAGAAGACUGCCGUUCUUGCCUAAUUUGUGAUGUACUGCAGCACUGGUAUCGAUGCUCCAGUCCUGGGAAAAAUGGCAUCAGCUAUAGCCAAUCUAAUAUGCUCAAAUGCUGCAGUUAGACUCACUUUACUCAUAUAGUGUGGCUUCUGAACAAAGGUCAAAACUCUGCCUCAAAGGGAACUGCAAAGUGUUGAUAGCUGAUGCGAUGAAAAUAUACUAAAACCAGCCAAAAGAGCUAGAGUGAAGCUUUACAGAUAAUGCUACUAUCUGAGGAAUGACGAUAUCCAAGUAACCCUCAAAACAGUGUCUAUCAACCGGGUAUAUAAUCACGGAUGAGCAACGAUAUUCUUAACGCUACUGCUUUGCUGCUUCCGAAGCACGAGGAUUGAGAUCAAUGCUCAUUAAAGCAAUUCCGUACAAGGUAUAGGCUUUUAGAAUGCAUUGUUAGGAAGCUGCCAGAUUCACUCGAAUAUAAAGCUAGAGGAAUAUGCUUCCCAAAAGGUAUUGACUUUCGAGCCCAGAGAUGUGUCGUCAUGUGUGAUGCUUUCAAAUGCACAUUUUGCAGCUGGAAGAUGGCAACAACAACAACCCGGUAUAAUCCCACUUAGUGGGG